AUGGAUCCACCUCAUAGUUGCACAACCAACAUCAAUAAGCAAGAUCAUGGAAAACUAAGCUCUCAAUUGAUAUGCCAAGAGAUUUUACAUCUUGUGAGCGUAGAUCCAUCUGUGAAGAUGAGCACGAUUAUCUUUCAUGUUGUUGCACGGUUCAACUAUACCCCAUCGUACAGGAAAGCUUGGAUUGGAAGAAUAAAAACGGUUGAACAUAUGUAUGGGAAUUUGGAAAAAUCUUACAAUCAACUUCCACAGUUUUUACUAGCACUUCAAAAAUAUGUUCCUGGUACGGUUGUAAUAUUGGAGUCACUACCAGCAUACACUUCUGAAGGAACAUGUGUUGAUGGAAGUAGGAUAUUAUCUCGUCUCUUUUGGGCAUUUCAACCAUGUAUCAAAGGUUUUGCGUUCUGCAAACCGGUUAUUCAAGUCGAUGGAACAUGGUUGUAUGGAAAAUACAAAGGAACAUAG
Molecule: messenger RNA, 465 nt
Organism: Lathyrus sativus (Indian pea)
Lineage: Eukaryota; Viridiplantae; Streptophyta; Magnoliopsida; Fabales; Fabaceae
Source: the annotation of a GenBank genome assembly